GAACGAGCGAAAGCUCCGAAACUCGACAACGACGCUCAGUCCGGGGCCCAGCAAUUGCGACGCCGUUGAAACCGAUCAACGCUUGCCAAUUGCUCGACAUAGCCGCAGCCAUGGCAAGCAAGCUGACCCCCUUCCUCACGCGGACGGUCGCCCGGACGGCGAGCCGGGUAGCGCGGCCAAUGGCGCUGCCGACCCGCGCGUUCUCGCUCUCGGCGAGGAACCAGAGCGACACCCUCAUGGUGCACCGCAACACCCCCGACAACAACCCCGACAUCCCCUUCAAGUUCACCGAGCAAAACGAGCGCAUCAUCGCCGAGAUCCUCAAGCGCUACCCGCCGCAGUACAAGAAGGCGGCCGUGAUGCCGCUGCUCGACCUGGGCCAGCGCCAGCACGGCUUCACCAGCAUCAGCGUCAUGAACGAGGUGGCCCGCAUCCUCGAGAUGCCGCCGAUGCGCGUCUAUGAGGUGGCCACGUUCUACACCAUGUACAACCGCACCCCCGUCGGCAAGUUCCACGUCCAGGCCUGCACAACGACGCCGUGCCAGCUGGGCGGGUGCGGCAGCGACGCCAUCGUGCAGGCGAUCAAGGAGCACCUGGGCAUCAAGCAGGGCGAGACGACCAAGGACGGGCUCUUCACCUUCACCGAGGUCGAGUGCCUGGGCGCCUGCGUCAACGCGCCCAUGGUGCAGAUCAAUGAUGACUACUACGAGGACCUGACGCCCGAGACCAUCAAGUCGCUGCUUACGGCCCUCAAGGAGAGUGUGACGGACGUGAGCAAGGCGCCCAAGCCGGGCCCGCAGAGCGGGAGGAAGACGUGCGAGAACAGCGCGGGCAUCACGAGCCUGACGAGCGAGCCCUGGGGGAUCGAGAAGACGAGGGACGAUUUGUAGACUAACCGAUCCAUUCUAGGUGGCCGAUGGGAGUGGGAAAGGGGUGAGGGGGGUGGGUGAUGGACGGAUGUACAAAAUCAAGAGUCAUCUGUGUGUAUUGACAACAAAAUAAAGAAAAAGAAGCCUUACAACUUUCCGUUGGGU
Thermothelomyces thermophilus ATCC 42464 is the source of this 1034-nucleotide messenger RNA. RefSeq lists its product as uncharacterized. The record is from RefSeq and is a predicted model, not a curated record. Gene Ontology annotation, molecular function: NADH dehydrogenase activity. Bases 111 to 890 code for a protein of 259 amino acids. The transcript is spliced from 3 exons. Lineage: Eukaryota; Fungi; Ascomycota; Sordariomycetes; Sordariales; Chaetomiaceae.